UCGUACUGCGCAGCUGCAUGGUGCAGCGCUGUGUACCCUUUUGUUCCUGUUUUGAUUGUAGGUCAGAGAUGUUGUCUAGAACUCGUCUAUUUAUUUAACAGAUUGCACACUUUCAUGCUAGUCAUCAGCAAUGGCUCUCAUCUCCCUGGAUGAUCUUGAAGGAUUUGAUGAGGAACAGCUGGAUGAUGACAUCACAGACAAUCCCGAGCCAGUGGGUGAUGAGGAACAGGAAAGAUUAUACAGCCACUGGCAGGCAGUCGCCAGCACACAUCAGGUCUCUGUCCCUCGAGAAAUGACCGGACCAAUACAGGAAAUGACGAGGCGGAACCAAGAGAGGGAACCGGUGCCAUCUGUCACCAUUUCUCGACAUGAAAAGCUUGGCGAGGUGGUGUAUGAGGAAAGAAUGUACCCUGCCGGACACUGGGCCUGCAUCACCAAAGGGGAGAAACUGUAUGAGCAAAGCAUUUCCAUGGGUUUCAUGAAACUAAUGCGCUUCAUUUGCAAAGAGAACUCGGCAGGAUGCUACCUUGGAAUGACGGUGCCUAUUGUAAAUAAUAUCCAUAUCACAGAGGAUGGGUUUACUUUUAAGAAGGACAUCUUGACAGCAUACUACCUUCCUGCAGAGUUCCAAGCCAACCCAGUCCAGCCUUCUGAUCCGGACAUUAUCAUUGUCCGCAGGGAGGCUUUUCGAGUCAUAACCCGGACUUUCUAUGGCACAACCACAGAGGAGACCAUCACACAGCAGAUCAACAUGCUGUGGGAGAUACUGGGCGCCACAGACGACGUGCACCGAGACUCCUACAUGGUGGCCGUCUAUGAGAACCCGGGGGUGACCUGCCGCAGGAACGAGAUCUGGUUUAUUCGUCAAGAACCCUGAAAUUGUCCUGAACAAGUCCCCUCUCCUCUAUUGUUUGUCCCCUACGUACCCCACUCCUACCAACCCCUGUCAGAAGAUAAUUCCUAGAAGGCAGCCUAGUAUAGGAGAGUUUAGAUUCAUAAGGAAAAAGUAUAUAUUGGGUCUGUUAUACUUAUCUUUCUAAAAGGGUGUAUAGUAUAUCAGGAAAGUAACUGUAAAGAAAGAAAUAAUUUAUUAAUCACUCUAUUAGGUUUCUAUGGAAGCCCAAAUCAAGACAGAACUUCUACUGGGCCUUUGUGAUGGUCAUAUUCAAUCAUGUUAAAUAAAUAAAUAUGUGUUGUAUUUAGGGGAAAACAUCGCUUUUUGCUAUUAUGCAUUGUAUUUUUGUAAAAGUUUAUUAUUUUAUUUGUGGCUUUAUGUAUAAAAUAUUAUUGGGAACAUCUGAAAGAGAAAAAUAUAGUUGUAAAGCUAACUUUGGUUUUAUUCUUCAACAUGAAUGACAAUUCUGCUUGCUUUCAAUGCCUUGUUUAAGUGAACUCAAAAUAAAGCUUUGGAUUGUUGUGAACAAGCA
Hypomesus transpacificus is the source of this 1427-nucleotide messenger RNA. It is a transcript of the gene soul4, whose product is annotated as heme-binding protein soul4. The record is from RefSeq and is a predicted model, not a curated record. The transcript is spliced from 6 exons. Bases 131 to 877 code for a protein of 248 amino acids. Lineage: Eukaryota; Metazoa; Chordata; Actinopteri; Osmeriformes; Osmeridae.